AUGGGCAACCACAUGUGGAGCAUCAUCGUGGUUCUGCUGGUGCUGGAGCAGCUGGUGGCCGAAUCCGUGGCGGCCAAUCUUGCCCAGCUAGUGAAGAAGCAGAGUCAGCAGAAGCAGGCGCAAUCCUCGCAGGCGGGACAGCAGCCAGGACAACAACUGCCACAGGGACAGCAGAUCCAUGCCCAGCAGUAUGUCCAGGAUAACCUGGCCGAGCAGCAAGAUCUCAAGUCUGAGGACGAGGAGGACCACGAUCCCUACCAGCUGCUGCAGGAGUCGAAACAGGAGUCCCGUCUGCCCAACUCUGCCAACUAUCCCUGGAGUCCCUAUGCCGCGCCCCAGGGGAAUCCCUACGAGGCCAUGCCUAAGAUGCUGCCCUUCAUCGGCUAUGCCCAGCCAGUUCUCAUCCCCUUUCCCCUCUACCUUGCUCCGGAUAUGUUCUAUCCCGCCUUCUCCGGAGCCCCGAACAAUGACCUCGAGGAUGUGGUGAUGUCCAGAGCAGCCGGCGGACGUCGUCCUGGGGCGAAUCAUCCUUCACCUGCUCGCAAUUCACCUAUUUACUAUGUGAGAUUACCGCCCACACCUUAUAUGUUUUUGCCCAACAUGCCGACAUCUCCAUUUGGCGGAGGAUUCUCACCGCUGCUCACCUAUCAGCCGAUGCCCUCCUUCUCCGCCUACGGAUCCGUCUUCAAUCUGCCCGUGAACUUUUUGGCUAAUGGAAAGCCCACUGGAGUGUACCAGGUGAAUGGAUCUCCGGGAGAUGGACUGGGAGCCCUAACACCUGGCCUGGGUGGCGGGGGAUUUGGUAUGCGGCCUCCCACGCCCAGUAAUCCCUAUAGACCCAUGGCGACGCCUUCGAUGGGGGGUUACGGCGGCCCCCAGCAGAGCUUCGGCCUGGCCUCCAUGCCAGUUCCUCAGCAGGACUCCAAGCUUACCUCCCUGAAGCGUCCCUUCGUGUUCAACGGUCGUCCCGAGGACAUCUACAUCCUGCCCAACAACCUGAGUCCGCUCUACAACGAGCAGAGCUACUACUAA
Messenger RNA from Drosophila subpulchrella, 1032 nucleotides. RefSeq lists its product as uncharacterized. Bases 1 to 1032 code for a protein of 343 amino acids. NCBI's taxonomy places the organism in Eukaryota, Metazoa, Arthropoda, Insecta, Diptera, Drosophilidae. The record is from RefSeq and is a predicted model, not a curated record. The transcript has a single exon.